Cornus florida is the source of this 1447-nucleotide messenger RNA. Its product is annotated as KH domain-containing protein At4g18375-like. The record is from RefSeq and is a predicted model, not a curated record. Gene Ontology annotation, molecular function: mRNA binding. The coding region runs from base 105 to 1346 and encodes 413 amino acids. Gene Ontology annotation, cellular component: cytoplasm; nucleus. Lineage: Eukaryota; Viridiplantae; Streptophyta; Magnoliopsida; Cornales; Cornaceae. Gene Ontology annotation, biological process: regulation of gene expression. The transcript has 9 exons.
GGGUGCACCCGAGUGGUUGGUUACAAACAAAUUAAAGGAAAGUGACCAUAUACGUAUCGCUUCCUUGUUCAGUCCACGCUCCCUCAAUCCCUCACUCGACAUCAAUGGUUCAGCCACCAACGGGAGAGGAUACCUACCGAACCGCGGCGGCGAAGCGGCCACGCGACGAGGGAGACGCGGCGGCUGCGUCGGGAGGAACUGGCAUCGGCGCCCCGUCGCCGAAGCGGCAGGCGAAGUCGACGCAGGAUGUCUUAUUCAGAAUUGUGGUCCCCUCAAGGCAGAUCGGGAAGGUUAUCGGCAAAGUAGGGUCGCGAAUCCAGAGAAUUCGAGAAGAGACCAAAGCCACCAUCAAAAUCGCCGAUGCCGUUUCGCGGCACGAAGAGCGUGUAAUCAUUAUAAGUUCUAAAGACAGCGACAAGAGGACUUCUGAUGCAGAGAAUGCCCUCCAUCAAAUAGCCAGUUUGGUCUUAAAGGAUGACGUUGGCAAUAUCGAGCCACUAAAUGUUGGGGCAGGACACAUGGCUGCGAAUACAAUAAGGCUCUUGAUUGCUGGUUCCCAAGCAGGUUCUUUGAUUGGAAUAUCUGGUCAAAACAUUGAGAAACUGAGGAAUUUCUCUGGUGCCAUCAUCACUGUUCUCGCUCAACAUCAGUUACCUUUUUGUGCAUCUGCUCAUGAAUCUGAUCGAGUGGUACAGAUAUCAGGCGAUGUUCCUGCAGUGCUGAAGGCUUUAUCAGAGAUUGGAUAUCAACUAAGAGAUAACCCACCUAAUCAAGUAAUUUCCAUCAACCCGACUUAUAAUCUUGGUUUCAAUCGACCCCCUCAACAAUAUGUAGACCCGAAUUCAGCUGAUUAUGUAACUCUGGAGAUGUUGAUUUCUGAAACAUUGGUUGGUGGCUUGAUUGGGAGGUGUGGCUCCAACAUAUCAAGGAUCAGAAGUGAGUCUGGAGCUACGAUCAAGGUUCAUGGUGGGAAGGGUGAACAAAAAGAAAGGCAAAUCCAUCUCGGUGGUAGUGCUCAACAGGUUUCUUUAGCAAAGCAGAGAAUUGAUGAAUAUAUACAUUCCCAGUUGGUACAACAAGCUGGUACUCAUCAGUCGAUUGAUAGUAAAGAUACAACAGAUCUUGCUCCUAUCUUCACAUCUACUGCUGCACAACAGGUUCCUGCCUAUCCAAGGCAACAGGUUCCUGCCUAUCCCAGAGAACAGGUUCCUGCCUAUCCAUCACAACGAUUUCCUGUCUAUCCCCCACAACAAUUUCCUGCCUAUCCCACACAACAGUUUCCAGCUUAUCCAACACAAGAAGUUCAUGCUUGUCAGGGCCUGUCUUUCCAUGCACCACCAAUGUAGGUUUGAAUACGGCCCCAUUUUUUUAUGGCAUUCAUCACACCUCUACUGUAGAAAUUGCGAAUAAUGUUGUUUGAAAGUAUGUGCAGUAACUUUCUUUUGUA